AUGGAGUACGAAGCGAAGAAAGGGAAAAAGGGAUUCGUGUCCCCCAUCAAGCGCCUGGUCUUCCCGAAGGCCUCCCGCAAGCAAGCGCUCAAGGGCAACGUGUGUCGCCGGCGGCCCCUCCACUCCGUGCCUCUGUACCCCCCAGACUACCUCAUUGACCCCCAGAUUCUGCUGCAGGACUAUGUGGAAAAAGAGGUGAAGUUUUUAGGCCACUUGACCUGGGUGAACAGCUCCCUGAACCCCUCCAGCCGGGACGAAUUGUUGCAGCUUUUGGAUACCGCGAGGCAACUGAAGGAGCUGCCGCUGAAGACCACACCUGAGCAGGACAGCAUCCUGAGUCUCUCUGCCCGUUGCCUGCUGCUCACCUGGCGGGACAAUGAGGAGCUCAUCCUUAGGAUCCCGACCCAUGAAAUUGCUGCGGCUUCCUACCUGAGGGACGAUGCACUGCACCUGCUGGUGCUGAAGACAGGCCUGGGCGUUGAUCCAGUUCCUGCAGGUGGCACCCUGGACCUUUGUCCCGGAGUCCCGAAACUGGACAAGAAAUAUCCUGCAGGAGCCGCCGUCGAGAAGAGAGCCCCGGACGUACGGCAGCUGGGCUGUCCCAUGGAACGGCGCCACACCAUCUGCAGCCUGGACUGGAAGAUGUCCCGAGGUGGGUCCGAGGGACGCCCAAGCGGCGGAGGGAGCCUGGAGCGCAAGCAGGCCACGGGCAGCUGGGAGAAGAGACAGCGGACCAGUAGUGGCACCGGGAGAGCCUUCGGCAGCUGGGAACACCGGCAGACGCAGAGUGGCAGUUGGGAACGCCGGCACGGCAGCCAAGCCGGGGGCAGCUGGGAGCGCGGGAAGACCUACGGCAGCUGGGAGCACCGGCACGCGGGGGGCAACCCCCUGGACCCCAAGGAGCCCUGCCCGGAUGCCUACUGCAACCUGGUCAUCUUGGCCGUGGCCAACCGAGAUAUGGCCGAGGAAUCCUGCGCACUGAUCUGUCAGGUUUUCCAGAUCAUUUACGGCGACCAAACCAUCGAGUGUGUGGAUCGGGCCGGCUACCACUACACCUCCACCCCGAAACGGCCUUGGCUGUCCAGCCGGAGUGAGAGCUGUCGGACCGAGGGGACGUACGCUUACGACGCCGACUUUAGCUGCUGCAGCUCCUUGUAA
Protobothrops mucrosquamatus (brown spotted pit viper) is the source of this 1158-nucleotide messenger RNA. Its product is annotated as CCM2 like scaffold protein. Bases 1 to 1158 code for a protein of 385 amino acids. Gene Ontology annotation, biological process: heart morphogenesis. NCBI's taxonomy places the organism in Eukaryota, Metazoa, Chordata, Lepidosauria, Squamata, Viperidae. The transcript has 7 exons. The record is from RefSeq and is a predicted model, not a curated record.